CUUCCAUGUGGUGGACAAUUUACUGUGUUCAGGAAUACUCUUGUCCUUUGCUACAAGGAAAAAUCGGAUUCCUAACGUGAGCUUUCACCAAAAAUGGCUGGGGCAGAACUUCAGAUUGUGACUUCAACUAGACACUGAGAGGAUUUCAGCUCUUACUAAGCAUACCACUUUAUUAUUGAAAAAUGAAUUUGAAUAGGUUUACUGACACCAACCUACGGUGGAACUAAAAGGCAGAAACAAAGUUCCCACGGAGCCAUUUCACAUCCGUGCCAUUUACUAGCUAGCCUCCUCCAGCAGUCUGUUUAGUUCUUUGGUCGCCGUGUGUGUUUGAUGAGGUGUGGAGGAAAGAGGAGAUGUGGUCCUUUUUUGCCAGGGAUCCUGUCAAAGACUUUGCCUAUGAAAUUCUUCCAGACACCCAAGAAAAGUCUGGAAUAUGGACUCUACAUCGGGGGAAGCGAAAGACCAGUGGAGAGCCGGUGUCUGUGUUUGUGUACGAGGUAGCACAGGGUACAGAGCAGCAGACCCAGCUGGCCAAGGCUGCCUUCAAGCGCAUGAAGACCCUGCGUCACCCCAACAUCCUGGCCUAUGUGGAUGGAUUAGAGACAGAGAAAAGCCUGUACCUGGUUACUGAGCAGGUGACACCCCUGGCAGUCCACCUGAAGGCCCAGGCAGAGAAGGGUGGUGCCGGGGAACUGGAGAUCUCCUGGGGACUGCACCAGAUAGUGAAAGCUCUGAGUUUCCUGGUCAAUGACUGCCACCUGCUCCAUAACAAUUUGGGUGUAUCGGCUGUUUUUGUGGAUCGAGCUGGAGAGUGGAAGCUAGGGGCCCUUGACCAUGUGGCCCCUGAGCAGGGCGACCCAAGCGGGGUUUCACUCCCCACCCCGAAGGCAGUUUACCCAGAUAUGGAAAAGUAUGACCCACCAGAGACGUCCAGCAGCAAUGGAGAUAAAUGGGCAGGGGAGGUGUGGCGGCUAGGCUGCCUGAUCUGGGAAGUGUUCAAUGGGCCACUACCUCGCACUUCCUCCCUGCGUUCACUGGGAAAGAUCCCCAAGGCCCUGGUCCCUCAUUACUGUGAGCUGGUGGGGGCCAACCCCCGGGCGCGGCCCAACCCAGCCCGGUUUCUCCAGAACUGUAGAGCCCCUGGGGGAUUCCUCAGCAACAGCUUUGUGGAGAGCAACCUUUUCCUGGAGGAGAUACAGAUCAAGGAGCCCGCCGAGAAGCAGCAGUUCUUCCAGGAUCUGAGUGAAAAUCUGGACUCCUUCCCCGAAGACUUCUGUAAACACAAGGUCCUGCCCCAGCUGCUCACUGCUUUUGAGUUUGGCAACGCGGGCGCUGUUGUCCUCACACCGCUCUUCAAGGUAGGGAAGUUCCUUUCCGCCGAAGAAUACCAACAGAAGAUCAUCCCUGUCAUUGUGAAGAUGUUUUCCUCCACAGACCGAGCCAUGAGGAUACGACUGCUGCAGCAGAUGGAGCAGUUCAUUCAAUAUCUAAAUGAGGCAGCAGUCAACUCCCAGAUUUUUCCUCACGUUGUUCACGGCUUCACAGAUACCAACCCCGCCAUCAGAGAACAGACUGUUAAGUCGAUGUUGCUGCUGGCUCCCAAACUGAAUGAGACCAAUCUGAACCAGGAGCUCAUGCGUCACUUUGCCCGGCUGCAGGCCAGAGACGAACAAGGCCCGAUCCGGUGCAACACCACUGUCUGCCUGGGCAAGAUCGCCUCUUACCUCAACGCCGGGACUCGACAGCGUGUUCUGAUUUCUGCCUUCUCACGAGCCACUAAAGAUCCCUUCCCAGCUUCGCGCUCCGCUGGUGUGCUGGGCUUCGCCGCCACACACAACUACUACAGCGUAACGGAGAGCGCUGCCCGCAUCCUCCCCACCCUCUGUGCCAUUACUGUUGACCCCGAUAAGAGUGUCAGGGACCAGGCAUUCAAAGCCAUCAAGAGUUUCCUUUCCAAGCUGGAGACUGUGUCAGAAGACCCCAACAAGCUGGCUGAUAUAGAGAAGGAUGUAGCGUCAUGUGCACAAGCUGCAGGUGCUUCUUCCAGCUGGGCCGGCUGGGCCGUAACCGGCAUGUCCUCGAUAACUUCUAAGCUGAUCCGCAAUGCUCCAGGGACAGAAGGGGGUGCAGCAGCUGAGGGCGGCGGGCCCACCAACACCACAAGCCCUACUAGUGCCACCAGCGCAGAACCUGCACCUGGUUCUGAAGAUAAAACUCCACAGGACUCCCUGAGUCACCAUGCCGCCACUAGUCGCGCCAACCAAUCACAGACUCUUGAAGGAACUGACAAUGAUGAUGAGCCAAUAGCAGACCGCUGGGAUGACGAGGAGGACUGGGGAAGUUUGGAGGAUCCAGAGAAAGCUCACACAGAGCCGGAGGACUGGAACAGUGACUGGUCAGGAAUGGCAUCAUCCAAAAAGAAGGCCAGUGACAGAGGAGUGGGCCGAUCGUCCUCUUCCAUGACAGCGAAAAAGCAGAGCUCUGACUGGAGCAGCUCAGGCUGGGACGCCGAUGACAGCUGGUCCAACGAGAAGGAAGGCCAGGGUCAGAGCUCUGCAGGCGAGGAGGGCUGGGGCAACGAUUGGGGGGACGAGGAGACGGACACAACCUUGGCCGACAAGACGCUCCCCCUGCCCGAAGGGGUACGGUUAGCCAGCGAGUACAACUGGGACACCAGCGGCACAUUGAAGGGAGCCGGCCAGAACGACCUGUUCGCCUCGGUGUCCCAGAGAAACACAGCCAGCACUGCUGCCACCACGGCUGGAGAUGGCUGGGGUGCAGAGGCAACAGGAGACUGGGGAACUGAGGAGAGCUGGGAGUCAGUGGAAGGAAGCCAGGGUCUCAGCAAGGCGGAGCUGUCCAAGAAGAAACGUGAGGACAGGAGGAAAGAGCUGGAGGCGAAACGGGCAGAGCGCAAAGCUGCUAAAGGUCCUCUCAAACUGGGCGCACGCAAGCUGGACUGAUGAGGGAGGAAAGAAAGAGAUGAGGGUGAGGAUGUAGAGGGAGGGACAUGGACCGCAGUCACUGAUCCCAGAGCAGUGGACGGAGGCUCGACAUUCCACAAGUAAAGGACCAGAAAGAAGUGUUAGCAGUGAAUACUGUGAAAAGUUGCUAGAAUGGAGGUUUGUUGGUUGAGCAGAGGAAAUACUUCUGCUGAACAGAUGACUCUCUGCCUUUAAGGAACCGACAGAUGGGUGGAAAAGCAACAAUUCAGUGCUUUAUAAAUGCAAUGUUGUGGAUGGAAGAGAUAAAACAAAGGAAAACAAAACCCAGAGAGACAUGAAGCAGCAGCACAGAGCAGCACUCCUUCCAGCAGAAGCGAUUUAACAAAAUGUCCUACUGUUUUGUUUUUUUCAUAACUCUUAAAGUUGCAGUUGUAAAGUAAAUGUAUAUAAAUGGUGCAUCUUGUCUUACAACGACAUAAACGAAUAACACCUUUUUAAAAAAAAA
Xiphias gladius (swordfish) is the source of this 3450-nucleotide messenger RNA. RefSeq names its product SCY1-like, kinase-like 1 (gene scyl1). The coding region runs from base 354 to 2963 and encodes 869 amino acids. Gene Ontology annotation, biological process: protein phosphorylation. Lineage: Eukaryota; Metazoa; Chordata; Actinopteri; Istiophoriformes; Xiphiidae. The record is from RefSeq and is a predicted model, not a curated record. Gene Ontology annotation, molecular function: protein kinase activity; ATP binding. The transcript is spliced from 18 exons.